This is a messenger RNA of Nerophis lumbriciformis (worm pipefish), 4458 nucleotides long. RefSeq names its product receptor-interacting serine-threonine kinase 4 (gene ripk4). Gene Ontology annotation, cellular component: cytoplasm. Gene Ontology annotation, molecular function: protein binding; ATP binding; protein kinase activity. NCBI's taxonomy places the organism in Eukaryota, Metazoa, Chordata, Actinopteri, Syngnathiformes, Syngnathidae. Gene Ontology annotation, biological process: protein phosphorylation. The record is from RefSeq and is a predicted model, not a curated record.
CGGGAAAAAACACGGAAGAGAAGCGAGUGGCGGAGAGUUGUUGUUUAUGACCUCUUCCACACGGAGCUGACUGACGUUGGCGGGUUCGUCGGGUGAGAAAUGGAUGUGCCGGAUUCCCCGCAUGGGAGUAUGGGACUGCUUCGAACCUUUGACUCCUCGAAGUUCUGCAGUUGGGAGAAUAUCGGCUCAGGUGGAUUUGGACAAGUGUACAAAGUGCGGCAUGCGCAGUGGCAAACAUGGCUGGCCAUCAAGUGUCCUCCCUGCCUUCAUGUGGGUGACAAAGAACGGUUGGAGCUGCUGGAGGAGGCCAAAAAAAUGGAGGCAGCCAAAUUCCGCUACAUUCUGCCAGUCUAUGGAAUUUGUGAGGACCCUCAAGGCUUGGUCAUGGAGUACAUGGAGACCGGCUCGCUGGAAACCCUGCUGGCCACUGAGCCGUUGCCUUGGGAGCUGCGCUUCCGCAUCAUCCACGAGACGGCUGUGGGGAUGAACUUCUUGCACUGCAUGAACCCACCGCUGCUCCACCUGGACCUGAAGCCUGCCAACAUCCUGCUAGAUGCACACUAUCACGUCAAGAUAUCAGAUUUUGGCCUGGCGCGCUGGAAUGGCCUAUCACGGGCCGAUGACAUCAGUAGAGACGGCUUCUGCGGGACCAUCGCUUACCUGCCACCUGAGAGCAUCAUUGAGAAGGACCGAGUGUCGGACACCAAACAUGAUGUAUACAGUUUUUCCAUUGUCAUCUGGGGAAUCCUAACCCAAAAGAAACCCUACCAAGGAGAGAAUAACAUCUUGCAAAUCAUGGUGAAGGUGGUGAAAGGGGUGCGUCCAGAUCUCGGGGUGGUGCCGCGUAAUCGCCCUGCCGCCUGUGCGGGCUUCCUAGGUCUCAUGCAGCGCUGCUGGGCAACUAAGCCAGAGGCCAGACCCAGCUUCCAGGACAUCACAUCCGAAGCUGAAGACCUGUGCUCUAAACCUCAAGUAGAGUCCAAGACUCCAACUUCGUCGGCCUCAGAUCUUACUUCUUCUGACGUGCUGUCUUUCGAACAGGCUCCAAACGCUAAACAAUCGGUGCGUCCAAAGUCGGCCAUGUUGCCGGAGAAAGACUACAGUCUGUCGGAGCUGCUGACUCAGGUGGACUCUGGGAUCUCCAGGAGCUUUGACCGCCUGAAGGACGACAGCAAGGAGAAAAGACUGUCGGGCAUGUCUUCCGCUGACUCGGCGUUCUCCUCACAGGACUCCAUCACGCUCUCGUUGGAGAAGGAAAACACGAUUGAUUCUGCUGAGGUGCACAAGAGGAAGUUGUGUGACGCAAUCAGGAGCAAAGACAUCGCCAAGCUGAUGAAGAUCCUUCAGCCGCAGGACGCCGAUCUCCUGCUGGAGGGAGGAGUGAGCCUCCUCCAUCACGCCGUCGCCUCCGACAGCGAGGAAGCCGUCAAGUUCCUCCUGCUGAACAACGCCGACCCGAACCUGGCCAACGGCCGUGGCUCCACCCCCCUCCACCUCGCCACUGAGAAGCACCUGAAGCCUCUGGCGGAACUCCUGCUGGGCCGCCGCAGCACCAACGUCAACGCCAAGGACGAGGACCAGUACACCGCCUUGCACUGGGCCGCCCACAACGGAGAUGAGGCGGUGACGCGCCUGCUGCUGGACCGCGGCGCCGCCAUCAAUGAAACCGACGGCCAAAGGCGCACGGCCGCUCACGUGGCGUGCCAGCACGGCCACGAGAACGUGGUCCGAGUGCUGCUGAGCCGCGGCGCCGACGUCCGCGUCAAAGGAAAGGACGACUGGACGGCGCUGCACUCGGCUGCCUGGCAGGGUCACCUGGGCAUCACCAAGCUGCUCAUCAAGCAGGCCGGCGCCGACGUCAACGCCCAGACGACGGACGGCCGCACGCCGCUGCACUUGGCCUCCCGCAGGGGGCAGUACCGAGUCGCCCGGCUCCUCAUCGAGCUCAGAGCGGACGUGCACGUGACCUCCUGCGACUUGGACACGCCCCUCCACGUGGCGGCCGAGACGGGUCACACGAGCACGUCGCGCCUCCUCCUCAAACACGGCGCGGAGAUCCACGGCGAGAACAAGCGAGGGUUCACUCCUCUGCACCUGGCCUCCCAGCGGGGGCACCAGGCCACCGUCAAGAUGCUGAUAGAAGAAGGGGCGGACCCUCACAAACUGGACCCGAUCCAGCGCACCACCUCCCAUUUGGCGGCGGAGUACAGACACGUGGAAGUGGUGAAAAAGCUGCUCCCUCACGUCCCACACGGGGGCGCCCUGCUGGACCAGCUCACCACAUCGCCUGCGGAACACCUGCUGCAGGACUCUACUAGCGAGAGCUUGUCCGAGUCCGAGCAGCUGGCAGAAGAAGCCAAGCCGCUCCAGAGGAGAGUCGUCAUCCUCAAACUGACGGAGCACAAAGACGAGCCGCAGCUGAACGCUUCACAGUUUGGGCCUGCCUUGUGCUAACAGGAGGAAAGACGCUACAAGCUAACAUAACUGUUAGCAUUUUUCAUGUUGUGUAAAUAUGUACACUGUAUAUACACCUUAAUGUCAAAAGUUACCAUUUUGUACCUUUUUUUUUUACUGCAUGAGCAUAUUUUUCUGUGAUUAUGAUUAGGAAGAUGAACAAUUUGUGCACAGUGAGUCAAUUUUAGUACAAACCCCGUUUCCAUAUGAGUUGGGAAAUUGUGUUAGAUGUAAAUAUAAACGGAAUACAAUGAUUUGCAAAUCAUUUUCAACCCAUAUUCAAUUGAAUGCACUACAAAGACAACAUAUUUGAUGUUCAAACUCAUAAACUUAAUUUUUUUUUUGCAAAUAUUAAUUAACUUAGAAUUUCAUGGCUGCAACACGUGCCAAAGUAGUUGGGAAAGGGCAUGUUCACCACUGUGUUACAUGGCCUUUCCUUUUAACAACACUCAGUAAACGUUUGGGAACUGAGGAGACACAUUGUUUAAGCUUCUCAGGUGGAAUUCUUUCCCAUUCUUGCUUGAUGUACAGCUUAAGUUGUUCAACAGUCCGGGGGUCUCCGUUGUGGUAUUUUAGGCUUCAUAAUGCGCCACACAUUUUCAAUGGGAGACAUGUCUGGACUACAGGCAGGCCAGUCUAGUACCCGCACUCUUUUACUAUGAAGCCACGUUGAUGUAACACGUGGCUUGGCAUUGUCUUGCUGAAAUAAGCAGGGGCGUCCAUGGUAACGUUGCUUGGAUGGCAACAUAUGUUGCUCCAAAACCUGUAUGUACCUUUCAGCAUUAAUGGCGCCUUCACAGAUGUGUAAGUUACCCAUGUCUUGGACACUAAUACACCCCCAUACCAUCACAGAUGCUGGCUUUUCAACUUUGCGCCUAUAACAAUCCGGAUGGUUCUUUUCCAUCUUUGGUCCGGAGGACACGACGUCCACAGUUUCCAAAAACAAUUUGAAAUGUGGACUCGUCAGACCACAGGACACUUUUCCACUUUGUAUCAGUCCAUCUUAGAUGAGCUCAGGCCCAGCAAAGCCGACGGCGUUUCUGGGUGUUGUUGAUAAACGGUUUUUGCCUUGCAUAGGAGAGUUUUAACUUGCACUUACAGAUGUAGCGACCAACUGUAGUUACUGACAGUGGGUUUCUGAAGUGUUCCUGAGCCCAUGUGGUGAUAUCCUUUACACACUGAUGUCGCUUGUUGAUGCAGUACAGCCUGAGGGAUCGAAGGUCACGGACUUAGCUGCUUACGUGGAGUGAUUUCUCCAGAUUCUCUGAACCCUUUGAUGAUAUUACGGACCAUAGAUGGUGAAAUCCCUAAUUUCCUUGCAAUAGCUGGUUGAGAAAGGUUUUUCUUAGACUGUUCAACAAUUUGCUCACGCAUUUGUUGACAAAGUGGUGACCCUCGCCCCAUCAUUGUUUGUGAAUGACUGAGCAUUUCAUGGAAUCUACUUUUAUACCCAAUCAUGGCACCCACCUGUUCCCAAUUAGCCUGUUCACCUGUGGGAUGUUCCAAAUAAGUGUGUGAUGAGCAUUCCUCAACUUUAUCAGUAUUUAUUGCCACCUUUCCCAACUUCUUUGUCACGUGUUGCUGGCAUCAAAUUCUAAAGUUAAUGAUUAUUUGCAAAAAAAAAAAGUUUAUCAGUUUGAACAUCAAAUAUGUUGUCUUUGUAGCAUAUUCAACUGAAUAUGGGUUGAAACUGAUUUGCAAAUCAUUGUAUUCCGUUUAUAUUUACAUCUAACACAAUUUCCCAACUCAUAUGGAAACAGGGUUUGUACAACUAUUUUGUUAUUGUAGAUAUUUUCUAGUACAUGCUAACACUAAACCGGCCCUAAUGUGUGAGUGUGAAUGUUGUGUCUGUCUGACUGCCCGAGUGCAGCUGGGAUAGGCUCCAGCACCCCCGCAACCCCAAGAGGGACAAGCGGUAGAAAAACGGAUGAAUGGAUGGAUGAAAAUGUUCUGUUUGUUUAAUAUCAGCUGCACCAGGAAGCCAUUAAAAAAACUUUUACUUCA